ACGACUCGUCUAAACUCUCUCGGCGCCAUGGCGGCAACGCGCGUGCUGCGCGUGCUGCGCCAUGUGGAACGUGGGCUUCGGUGCAUGUCCACCGCCAUCUCCUCAGCACCCGGCAGCUUAAGCGCGGCGCUGAACAUCCACGAACACGGCGUGGAAAGGAAUACCAUCCGCCUCGGGAAAAGUCCCCGGGUCUGCCAGACUGCCGAAGAAGCCUUGGAGCCGUACCUGAAAAGCGACGGCAUGGUUUUCAUUCAUGCAGGCGCUGCCACACCACAGCCUCUGAUGCAGGGGAUGAUCAAUGUGGCCAAGGCUCAAAAACUUCGGAAUUUGAGGACCAUCCACAUGCACCUGGAAGGGCCGGGACCCAUACCAGUGGACGAUCCUGAAGCGGCCCAAUGUAUCAGACCCUUGCCCACAUUUGUGGGAGCCAACCUGCGUCAGCAGGUCAUGACCGGUGAUGCGGAAGCGAUUCCCAUCCACCUGCGCGACCUGCCGUUGCUCUUCCGCCGUCGCCUGGUCUGCCCCGACGUGGCGCUGCUGCACGUCUCGCCGCCCGACGCGCACGGCUUCUGCACCCUGGGCACCUCGGUGGACUGGGCGCGGGGCGCCGCGGAACACGCCAAGGCUUUGGUGGCCCUAGUGAAUCAGCAGAUGCCCCGGGUCCACGGCGAUGGCAUCAUCCACUUCUCGCAGUUCGAUGCGGUGCUGCACCACGAUGGGCCCUUGUGGAUUCACAAGACCAAGGAGUUGACGCCUGAAGAAAUUCGCAUCGGUCAACACAUUGCCGAGCUGGUUCCUGAUGGUGCCACCCUGCAGAUGGGGAUUGGCUCAGUCCCCGAUGCUGCACUUAGUCAGCUGACCAACCAUAAGAACCUGGGCAUUCACACCGAGAUGUUUAGCGAUGGAGUGCUUCCCCUCAUUGAAUCUGGAGUGAUCAACAACAGCUGCAAGUCCACCUAUCGUGGCCGUACCAUCAGUGCCUUCAUCAGCGGUAGCCAGAAGCUUUAUGACUUCGUGAAUGACAACUUGAGUGUGAACUUGAAAGAUGUGGCAUAUACCAACAAUGUGGAGGUCAUUGCAUCACAACAAUCCAUGAUAGGCAUCAACAGUUGCAUCGAGAUGGAUCUCACAGGGCAAGCUGCCAGCUCGACCAUUGGGGCCCGUAUCUAUUCGGGUUUCGGGGGACAGGUGGACUUCCUCACGGGUGCUUCGGCCUGUGCGAAUGGCAAGGGCAUCUUGGCCUUCCCCUCGCGGACGCACAAAGGCGUGCCGCGCAUCGUUCCGCAUCUGAAAGAGGCCGCAGGUGUCGUCACCACAAGGGCCCAGAUUCAAUACGUCGUCACUGAGAAUGGUUCGGCCAACUUGUUCGGCAAGACUCUGCCGGAGAGAGCACGCUUGUUGAUUGAUUUAGCCCACCCCGAUGACCGGGAAGACUUGGAAAGACACGCCAAAGACCGCUUCAAGAAAGCCUUCCAAUGAGUUCCCGGCGUUGCAGGGCACUCGCAUCCUCGUUGACGGCGAAGUCAAAAUGACGAGUCGUCGACCGGAGACUUCCACAAAAAUUCGAUGGAAAUCCACGCAAUUUGCCGU
This is a messenger RNA of Cladocopium goreaui, 1590 nucleotides long. The record is from the annotation of a GenBank genome assembly. Lineage: Eukaryota; Dinophyceae; Suessiales; Symbiodiniaceae.